This is a messenger RNA of Dromiciops gliroides (monito del monte), 789 nucleotides long. RefSeq lists its product as uncharacterized. Gene Ontology annotation, molecular function: phenylpyruvate tautomerase activity; cytokine activity. The record is from RefSeq and is a predicted model, not a curated record. NCBI's taxonomy places the organism in Eukaryota, Metazoa, Chordata, Mammalia, Microbiotheria, Microbiotheriidae. The coding region runs from base 1 to 789 and encodes 262 amino acids. The transcript is spliced from 6 exons.
AUGGCCAGGGCUCAGCCAGUCCUGUCCCAGAGACAGAGAAAAAAAAAAGAUAAGAACUCAAACCGGCCCCGCUGUUCGCUGCCCCACUCCCGCCUCCCCGCGCACGUUGCAGACCAACGCGCAGCGCACUUCAGUGACCGACUCCCUGCUGAGCGAGCUCACGGCCAGCUGGCCAAGGCCAAGGCCGCUGGGUACAUCGUGGUGCACCUCUCAGCCGACCAGCUGAUGGUCUUCGGGGGCUCCUCGGACCCGUGUGCCCUCUGCAGCCUGCCCAGCAUUGGUAAGAUUGGCGGGUCCCAGAAGCAGGCGUACAGCAAACAGGUCUGCGAGCUGCUCACCAAGCACCUCCAAAUUCCCGGGGACAGAACUGAUAGCAAUCACUACGACACGAAUGCUGCCGAUGUGGGCUCGAAGGGCUCCACCUUUUCCUGGGCUCCUGUCCCCCUCUGCCUUGGACCUCUGGCCCAAACACCAGCGAGGGGAGGAGAGGAAAGGAGAGCCAAUGGGAUGAGAAGUAGUGAGGGCAGAGAGGCAGUGAGUGGUGUGGAGAACAAGCUGGGACUAACAUUGGUGUCCAUGGCCUCCCAACUGGAGAGAAAAGCUGGAAAAGCCCCCCAGCCCAACCCCCCUCCCGUUAGACAGGAGGAACCUAAGGCCCAGGUUCAGAGUAUAGGUUUCAAGGUGAUGGUCAAUGGGAAUGACUUUGUUCUCUACCAAGACUGGAUCCUUCUCCAAGUGAACACCAUCUCCAUCCAGGGCAUAGUGCAAAUGUCCUACAUCAACUUCUAG